This is a messenger RNA of Sinocyclocheilus anshuiensis, 1881 nucleotides long. RefSeq names its product cAMP-dependent protein kinase catalytic subunit alpha. The transcript is spliced from 10 exons. The record is from RefSeq and is a predicted model, not a curated record. Gene Ontology annotation, biological process: protein phosphorylation. Gene Ontology annotation, cellular component: nucleus; cAMP-dependent protein kinase complex; cytosol. Bases 23 to 1210 code for a protein of 395 amino acids. NCBI's taxonomy places the organism in Eukaryota, Metazoa, Chordata, Actinopteri, Cypriniformes, Cyprinidae. Gene Ontology annotation, molecular function: cAMP-dependent protein kinase activity; ATP binding.
UUCAGUGUGAGCAGUGCAUGUGAUGGCCCAGACAAAAGAUCCAAACUUUGGGCAGUCAUCAGGCCCUAACUCUGCCCUUCAGAGGCUGGACACGUUAGCUAGCCGAUUUUUUUACAAAUAUCGAAAAGGGCACCAGGAGAAGGGACUAGAGAAUGAGGGGCCACAUGUGACAGACUAUACCGUUCUUUGGGAUGCAACAAUGAAAGAAUUCUUUGCACAAGCCAAAGAGGAUUUCUCGAGAAAAUGGGACUUUCAGCCGCAGAGCACAUCGUGUCUAGAUGACUUUGACAGAUUGAAAACUCUUGGCACUGGAUCUUUUGGAAGAGUAAUGCUAGUCAAGCACAGACAGUUGGGACGAUACUACGCUAUGAAGAUUCUGGACAAAGAAAAAGUGGUGAAGCUUAAACAGAUAGAACACACAUUAAACGAGAAGAAAACAUUACAAGCAGUGUCCUUUCCUUUCCUUGUGAAGCUGGGGUUCGCUUUUAAGGAUCAUUCAAAUUUAUACAUGGUCAUGGAAUAUAUCCAAGGUGGUGAGAUGUUCUCACAUCUGAGACGGAUUGGAAGAUUCAGUGAGCAGAACGCACGGUUCUAUGCUGCUCAGAUUGUUCUGACCUUCGAGUAUCUUCAUGCUCUAGACCUCAUCUACAGAGACCUUAAACCUGAAAACUUGCUCAUCGAUCAUCAGGGAUACAUCCAGGUAACAGACUUCGGCUUUGCCAAACGAGUCAAAGGCAGAACUUGGACGUUGUGCGGUACACCAGAGUACCUGGCACCAGAGAUCAUUCUCAGCAAGGGCUACAACAAAGCUGUUGACUGGUGGGCAUUGGGUGUUCUGAUCUAUGAAAUGGCUGCUGGAUAUCCGCCUUUCUUCGCUGACCAACCUAUUCAGAUCUAUGAGAAAAUUGUAUCUGGCAAGGUACGAUACCCUUCACACCUUAGUUCAGACCUGAAGGAUCUUCUGCACAAUCUGCUGCAGGUGGACCUCACAAAACGCUUUGGCAAUUUGAAAAAUGGAGUCAGCGACAUAAAAAACCACAGAUGGUUCGCUACAACAGACUGGAUUACAAUCUUUGAGAAGAAGAUUGAUGCUCCCAUCAUACCAAAGUGCAGAGGACCUGGAGACACGAGUAACUUUGAUGAGUACGACGAGGAAGACAUCCGGUUAUCUGUCACAGAGAAAUGUACAAAAGAGUUCUUGGAGUUUUAGAGUCUCUGUAAAGGCUUUAGUAAAAGUUUACAUGGGUACUUUGUCUUGUUAUGCACCUUCAAAGUUGAAUCCAAGAACAUCACAAUUCCUUCCACAUUGCUUCAUUCAAAGAGACUUGGGGAGAUUUGGAAAUUCACAGGUGCCUUUAUCAGUGAAGUUUAGUCUACUGCAUAAAAAAAAAGAUCAUAGUCUUCUGUCUGGAAACAUUUAUGAUUAAAGUUGAGAUUUUUUACUUGUGUUCAUCUUUUAUAUGUUAAUUAAUUUAUAAAAUGAAUAAAGCAUAUUUUUCCUGCGUUGAACUAUUUUUUUUUCACUCAUGUGUGUUACACAUGAAAGAAAUGUGCAGUAUAUGUUCAGUAUUAAUACAUGAGAAAAGCUCAAUUCCACAUUAUGUUUAAGUGUGUGUGCACGAUAUCUGUUUGUGGAAUAUAUGCGCUGAAGAAAGCUUUUGGUUGUUCAGAAAUAUCAAAAGAAAGUAUUUAAAAAUAUAUGAUCCUGAUAUUUCAUCUAAAGUCUUGAACUGCACUGAAAUUGAAAAUGAAAAUAGGUUUUUGAUUUGUGCACCUUCUCAUCUGUCGUCUUAUAUGGACCAUGUGAAUACUUUUUUUUAAGAGAAAUGUUAUAUCUGCUGUAGAGAUUAUGAUGUCCAAUUUUGGGACAAAUUAUUUUGA